This is a messenger RNA of Xenopus laevis (African clawed frog), 1842 nucleotides long. RefSeq names its product ripply2 homolog, gene 2 S homeolog (gene ripply2.2.S). Gene Ontology annotation, biological process: negative regulation of transcription by RNA polymerase II; embryonic pattern specification. The record is from RefSeq and is marked provisional. NCBI's taxonomy places the organism in Eukaryota, Metazoa, Chordata, Amphibia, Anura, Pipidae. Gene Ontology annotation, cellular component: nucleus.
AGCAGUGCAAAGAAACUCGUGGAGACACUAACUUAUUGGGGAUGGACAACAUUAACACUACUAUUGACAUUGGUGGGGCAGCAAGUGGUUUGCCAAGUCCUGGUGACUCCAACAGCAAGCGCCUCAGGCACCGCAAAUACUUACCUCAGAGAUGGAAGUGUGAGCCCAGAGGACCUGCCAGGACUGAAACACAGAGACCUCAAACAUUGUUCUGGAGACCUUGGCUUUUGAAAUCCCAUAAACCAAAGACCCAGGCCCAUCCAUAUGCCAGAGGCUUGCGUGAAAAUCCUCAAGAACAGAAGCCUGUGGAGUACAACCAUCCUGUGAGAUUAUUUUGGCCCAAAUCAAAGUUAUUGGAUAAUACCUACCAAGAGGCAGCAGAUUUGCUUAGAAACUUUCCCGUUCAAGCCACAAUAUCUCUCUACAAUGACUCGGAGUCAGACACAGACAAUGAAGAGGACAGCAGUGAGGAGGAACAAGACUCUGGAUUUGAAUCUGAAUAAUAGUCCAUCACAUUAUUUCACACAAGAACCAUUGGACUAGAGAUGAAGAGCUUUGCAGCCACUUGUGUAUAUCUAUACAUAUGUACACAGGUAAAACAGAAGCUUUCACAAUGUCAUUGUAAUGAAUACAGUCCAGACUUUGGCUAUCAAACCCCAGCAGUUCAGUAAUUGUUGGUCCCCAGAUCCGAAAAUUCUGCUUUAACCUGAUUUCUGGCUCAGCUCAAAAUGACAUUUUUUGGGGGUCACAUUAUUUAUAUAAACUAGGGCUGUCAAAUUGAUGGCCCUUAAGGCGCUACUACACAACAGUUCUCUGUGAGUGAAGGGCUUUAGGAUAGAAACAGUAAUAUGAAGUGUUACUGUCACCUUGCUCUAUUAUAUCUUCUGUUUGGCAGCCCCUAUUUCUUUCAAGAGGCUAAUAUCCUCAUGGCUUUUACAGGAGCUGCUACAAUGGGUUUUCAUAAUCCUACUACAUUCAUUUCUGCUGUGUAGUAACCCAAUAUGGAGCUCAGUGCAGUUCCUUACAUAUACUUAUACAUAUAUUAUGGGGCACAUUUACUUAGCUCGAGUGAAUGAAUAGAAGAAAAAAUACUUCGAAUUUCGAACGUUUUUUUUGGCUACUUCGACCAUCGAAUUGGCUACUUCGACCUUCGACUACGACUUUGAAUCGAACGAUUCGAACUAAAAAUCGUUCGACUAUUCAACCAUUAGAUAGUAGAAGUACUGUCUCUUUAAGAAAAACUUCGACCCCCUACUUCGCCAAGUAAAACCUACCGAACAUCAAUGUUAGUCAAUGGGGAAGGUUGGUUACAGGUAAUUUUGGUUACAUUUUGUAAGCUAACAUGAUAUAUGUAUAAAUAUAUAAAUACAUGUUCAAUUAUUUUGGGCAUCAUAUUGCAUAAAUUAUCACUUGUGUGUAAAGCUAACUAGUUGAGAAUAGCUGCACAGAGAAAUGUCUAUUAAAUGGAACAAUAGAUAAGUGGCGCUCAUACAAAAGUACCAUGUGGAUUGACCCCUGUAUAAACACCUUAAUGUUACAUAUUGAACUGCCACGUGAAAUGUAUAAUGAUGAACUUCAACUGAAAGAUGAAGUGGGGGCUUAAAGCAGGAACGAUUCUCAAUCAGCACUUUUCUUUUAAAAGAAUGGAAGCAGCAAGAGUAUGUCUGCUCUUCUAACGAGAUGUGUGAGCAUCGUUCUCCAAGUGAUAUGUGAGAAAAUGUGAAGCACUGUAUGUAUACUGUAAAAAUGUAAGAUAUUAUAGAUAAGUGAUAUAUAUAUUUAUUUGUAUGAUAUGGCAUGGCAUUUUUAUGAUUUAUUAAUAAAGUUAUAAUGUUAAACAUU